GAGUCCAAGAGAGGACGUCUGUUGGCCACCAUGACUCCUCUUUUUGCUGUCGCGGUACUUACGUAUAUUGGGCGUAUGUACACCCGAACACGUCCGGUGGUGAACCUUCGAUGGGACGACUUCGUCAUGUCGCUGGCGGUAGCUCUCACCAUCGUCCAUUAUGGUUUGGCGGUUUAUGCUUUCAACCUUGGCGCUGGACGACAUUUCUACUACCUGAAGCCGCCGCAACUGGAGACUGUGGGGCGCACGUUGUUUAUCUUGAAUAUUAUUUGGACAUGGUGCAUCACGUUUGUGAAGGUCUCUGUUACCCUCAUGUUAUACCGUACCCGAGGGGACAAGGCGUGGCGACUCUGGCUGUCGGGGUUCAUGGGCUUCCUUGUCGUUAUAGGCAUUGUAAUCACUGCUCUACAUUUGGGCCAGUGCAAGCCUGUACGCGCCUUUUGGAAUCCACUCAUACCAGGAGCAAAGUGCUGGUCCAAUGCAAUUGCUGUAAAUGUGCUCCACGGUACCUCUGCGUUCUUGCUGGUAACCGACAUUGUCUUAUCGCUGUUACCCUUGACAUUUAUUGUUAAACUUCAGCGACCAAGGCGUGACAAAAUCGCCAUUGGCCUGCUUAUGGGCCUCGGUCUCGUCGCCUCAGGAACGUCCAUUGUCAAGAUAAUUCGCACACCCAUACUCGGCACAACCAAGGACCCGAUAUGGGACCUUCCCGACCUCGCAAUAUGGGCAUGGGUUGAGCUAUAUAUAGGCAUAAUGGCAGCCUGCAUACCAUGCCUGAAGGCACCCUUCGAAAGGUUGCUGAAGAAGACGGGC
Molecule: messenger RNA, 813 nt
Organism: Eremomyces bilateralis CBS 781.70
Lineage: Eukaryota; Fungi; Ascomycota; Dothideomycetes; Eremomycetales; Eremomycetaceae
Exons: 4
Source: RefSeq, a predicted model, not a curated record